AUUUUAAUCUCAAUCUUCAAACAGCAGUGUACGUAGGUACUCUUUGCUUCGUAUGAUAUUUCAAAUAUUGACAAAAUAAAAUAAGAUUCAUUGCGGCCAGUCCUAAAUAUUAAAAAUGAGGUUGUGUAUAAUAUUUUUAAUUUUUCUUGGUGUUGUUAUAGUAGAAUGUGGUCAUACGUUUAUGGGUACGAGCGUGUUAAGGCCCUUAGUUUAUCAUCAUAGUGCCGAAUACUCAGCCAAAGUGUUUCGAAAAAGGAUUGAAAAUAUGUAUUUCUCUUUGCCACCGCAGUAUGUACAAGAACAACGGUCUAUCAAGGGUAUCCUGGCAUACGACAUGAAACACAGUGACGCGUCUGCAAACGUCACUCAAGGGGGAUUGGGGUUCAACUUUGUCAACAUUAGAAUGAAGAGCGCAAGAGGGGAAGCAAUGCACUUCGAUAUAUACAUUUACACAUAAAAAUAUAAAGACAAAUAAAUUAA
Amyelois transitella is the source of this 480-nucleotide messenger RNA. RefSeq lists its product as uncharacterized. The record is from RefSeq and is a predicted model, not a curated record. The transcript has 2 exons. Lineage: Eukaryota; Metazoa; Arthropoda; Insecta; Lepidoptera; Pyralidae. Bases 116 to 457 code for a protein of 113 amino acids.